AUGAAGCCGAAUCAAUGCGGGAAAGGGAGAGGGCUGUCACUGUUGAUGCAUAUUCUUAGGCUGAGUGGUAACGGCAGUGAUAUGAUACUGGAUGCGUCUGGCACAGGAGUUGAUCAGGCCCGAGCCGGGCCAAGCAAGUUCAGGAGGUCUCCGAACAUUGACCAGCCGGACAGUGGACAGCAGGAGAUUGGACAUCAGGAGACUGGACAGCAGGAGAUUGGACAGCAGGAGAUUGGACAGCAGGAGAUGGGACAGCUAGUUAAUGACAUCAUGCAUACUUGCUUCCUGCACUCGGAGAUGGCACCGGUUGGCGCGGUGCCCGUUGGGGUGGUGCCCCGGGGCCCGUGGCCGCCAGCGGAAGUUUUAGUGAAGAUUACGGGGCGGCUGCAGCAGAUGUUACAUCCCGAGAAACUAGGCUGGAAGAAAGCGGGAACAUCGCGAGCAGGUGUGGAGUCCUCCUUUUGCGCGUGGCGGUGGGCCCGACUGGCGGGAGUGCUGUACGACGUACUGGACCGCACGGAAAUGAUGCGUUUGCUGGAGACGUCUCAUGAACUAGUGGGUCGGCCCGAAGGAGCAACGAAUCAAUGGUUUUUGGCGAAGUUAUUGCAGACCUAUGUACGAAUAUCAGCUGCAGCAACUUGGAUUAAAAUGCUCCGGUUGCCCCCGGACGACGGUUUAUACAGCUGUGCGAAACUGUACGAGGAUACCGUAGCGAGCCGCUUCGAGAGGUUGCCCGUCAAGGACGCCUCUGAAAUAGAUCGAGUCUGCCUCGUUUCCCAAAUCUUCCACCUCCUCCUUCGGGCACGGGGCGAUCAAGAUCCUGAUUCCUACUGGAGCCUGCAGAAAUACUGUAAAGAACGCUUCUACAAAACAAGUCAGCAAGCCGUCGAACUCUCCUCAUUCAUCUACAACCAAAUCGGCAGCGACUGUUUUAAGCUGAUGAGUGAAAUCGCCAGACAGAUCUUGGGUCCCCCAAACGCAGAAGGACCCCUCUCAGACCCCUGCAUCAUCGGGUGCUUUCUUAGCGCCAUCCAUUGCUCUAUGCCUCGAACCAUACAGCAACUCUGCAAUCGUCUGAGGGUUCCUUACAGUAAAGCCUCAGGGAAAAAUUAUUUUGACGUUCAUCACGAAGGCACCGACUUCUUCGGAUACCUCCCCGCUCUUAAGUCCCAACUACCCAUGACCGUUGAAAGAGUGCAGCUGGUAACGGUAUUACCACAGCUGGUGGAAUCACCUCUUCCGCUGGAACUGCCCCUUGUCCUGACCAUACCUCCUGAACUGGAGAUGCUUCUUGACUCGGAGCUACGUUGUGCGCUGCACAUGCCACCUACACCGGAACCACAGACGGCUAUGGAACCACAGACGGCUAUGGAACCACAGACGGCUAUGAAACUACAGACGGCUAUGGAACUACAGGCGGUAAUGGAACCGCAGAUGGUAAUGGAAUUACAGGCGGUAAUGGAAUCCGAGACCGUGGUGGAAUCCGAGACGGUGGAGGAGCCAGAGAUGGUAGUGGAAUCCGAGACGGUGGUGGAGCCAGAGAUGGUAGUGCAACCAGAGACAAUGCUAUACUCACGAAACACAAUGCCAGAACCGUGCGGGGUGGCCCUGCUAACAAAUUCCCAUCAAAAAAUCCUUGACUCGGCUGUUCAAUACGUAAUAAGUUGGAACGAUUUAGUCUUGCAAGGACUGCCAAGAAGCGGAGCUGUGGCAGACCCAGUUUCUGAGAAGCCUCUACACUUACGCAGACAGGCAUCAACAAAAAAUGACGAGAGCACACAUGGUAAGAGGAGGAAGAUGGGUUCAACGCCGAUAUGA
Messenger RNA from Gregarina niphandrodes, 1818 nucleotides. RefSeq lists its product as hypothetical. The transcript has a single exon. Bases 1 to 1818 code for a protein of 605 amino acids. NCBI's taxonomy places the organism in Eukaryota, Apicomplexa, Conoidasida, Eugregarinorida, Gregarinidae. The record is from RefSeq and is a predicted model, not a curated record.